AUUUAAAUAAAAUGUCCGCAAAAGGUAAGCCUAGGGGUUAUAGAGAAAUUCAGACUUUAGAGCAUCAAUCUUCAGUAGAUAACAGUGACCUUAUUAAUUUCGGUAACGCACAGUUUGAGAAUGACCUGUUGAAGGGAAGCAGAAUGAUUAACACGAGUAAUUCUUUUGAGCAAAUCCCAACAAGAGGGAUCGCAGAGAAGGAUAUUGCAAACACUUCUAAAAAUAAAGAAAUUUCUGCCAAGCUUCUUGAUAAUAGUUCUCUUCUGAAUGCUUUCAACCCUCAAUCAAGAUGAGAAUCGGAUUUCCAAUAUCAGACGGAGAAUACAGGUGACCAAAAUGCCUCUUACCAGCGCAAUUUUGAUACUUUUAACUUUAAAUGCAUGGCACAGACUCGUGAGGCUCCCAAGAAUCAUAUGCUGUUGCAAGAUGUGAUAAGACAAAACCUGACCCACAACACUAAUAGGGAGUCCAAAGAGAGGAAUGCAUCUAUGUUAAACCAAAACUUGACAUCUGAUUUUGAGUCUAGAUCUGGAGAGAUUAACAAAACUGCUCCUGUGAUUAACCCAAAUUUAAAUACUGCCUUGCCAUCUUGGAAGACAGGAGUUCAAAGGAUGCAUAAUUUUGACAUCAGUCAAGAUACAUACCAAGCAGAGAACCUUCUACAUCAGAUGCAGGAAAAUGCGUUCUCUAGGAUCCUAGCUCGCCUCGACCAAUUUGAACUGAGACUUAGUAACACUGAAGAAAAGAUGGUGUUGUCCAAAGAGAUCCUUGACUUAAAAUACGAUGAGAAAAAGAUUGAAGCUAAUCUCGGACAGGAGGAUUAUAAUGACCUCAAGAAGAGGACUGAAAUAUUAGAGAAAACUGUGAAGAAUUUGACUAAGAAUAUCUUAACUUUGGAGAAUAACAAUGCUAAAAGACUUGUCAACCUCAGUGCAGGACUUGAAAAGGUAGAUGCUAACAUUACUAAACACAAUUCUCAGCUCGAAACCAAAAUUUAUAAGAAAAUCAUACCAAAAUUGACGGAGAAAUUGGCUGCUUAUGAGCCGUUUAAGAAGAAAAUCCCUGAAAUUGAUACUAAAAUGGUUGAUAUUUGUGAUACAAUGGAAGGCAUUGUUCAUACAAUUAAAGAGACCAGCGAGAAAAUCAAGGCGGAGUUUGACCAAAAGAUCCAAUCUGUACAGAAGGAUUGUGAGAUCUUCUCAACAAAGAAUUCUGAAAUAUUCUCAAAAAUUCACGAACUUGAGUGUGAAAAUGCCAAGGUACUUUCCCAACUUAAGAAGUUUUACAUGUAUCAAUAUGAUAAGUUCAACACAACUCAGAAGGAUGAAGGGAGCCAGAGUGAUGAAGAAGAGUCUGAAUCCCAAGAAGAACAGGAGAAUAUUGCUCCUAACCUGACCAAGUUCACUCAGCUCAAAUCGAAAGCGCUCCUAGACCUUUUGAAAUCGAAUGGGAUGCAGGCGCAGAUAUCCAAGAAUGGCAAGUUUGGCUUCAAGAAAAUUGAUAAUAAGUUUCAAUAACCGCUA
Messenger RNA from Moneuplotes crassus, 1523 nucleotides. Lineage: Eukaryota; Ciliophora; Spirotrichea; Euplotida; Euplotidae. The record is from the annotation of a GenBank genome assembly.